Molecule: messenger RNA, 1008 nt
Organism: Osmia bicornis bicornis
Lineage: Eukaryota; Metazoa; Arthropoda; Insecta; Hymenoptera; Megachilidae
Product: pyridoxine/pyridoxamine 5'-phosphate oxidase-like
Exons: 6
Coding region: 275-934 (219 amino acids)
Biological process (GO): pyridoxine biosynthetic process; pyridoxal 5'-phosphate biosynthetic process
Molecular function (GO): pyridoxamine phosphate oxidase activity; FMN binding
Source: RefSeq, a predicted model, not a curated record
UAUAAGUAGAGAUACCUUACAUCAAGUUCAGAUUGAUCGAGGAACAGUGAAGGUACGGACGUACAGAGCCGGUACAUUCUAUUCGCAUGUUUCGAGGUGUUACGAAGGGACACUUGCGCGUAGAGUGCGGCACGGAUGGUGGGAGGUUUCGAGUAGGGUUACUUAAUAAAUGCUGAACGCUUGCGUACCAGCCGUUGAUUAAGCAAAAACGCUGGUACAACGCGCGACGAGUUGUAGACACGCUGGGUUCAGCCGAUUUAACAGAGGGAAAAGUAUGGGGUCGAAACAGGGAUUGGAUCUGUCCGACCUGGCGAAAAUCGAAGAAGAAAUAGAACAUCCAGUAGAACUGUUCAGAAUUUGGCGCGAUCAAGCUCGAAGAUACAAUCCCAGAGCGCCGGAUGCCUGUUGCUUGGCUACUGUUUCAAAGAACUGCGAGGUAUCCGCGAGAAAUGUGGUCCUUCGAGAGUUCGACAAUGACGGCUUCGUAAUCGUAACGGAUCGUCGCAGUAGAAAAGUCGAUAAUAUAGAAAAUGUUCCCCAGGUUGCCAUGUGUUAUUUGUGGUUUUACGUGAAUGAACAAGAACAGGAGAUUACACGGCAGGUGAGAGUAGAAGGUACUAUGAAGAGAUUGAUGAAAGAAGAGUAUCAACAUUUGUACGAUAGGGAACCGUUGUAUUGUAAAGUUCGGUCUCAUUUGUGUCAUCAAGGGCGCGAAGUAAAUUGGGAAGAACUGAAAGAAAGACACGAUGAGAUAUUAGACUCGGUUCGUAAAAACGAUAACGAUCUACCGAUGCCAGAUCACUUCGUUGGAUACAAGUUAUUACCCACGAUGAUGGAAUUUUAUUUCGCGAGGGAUCACCUUAUAGGUGAUCGAUUACUUUAUCGCAAGGAUACUUCGACCGGUUCGUGGACGCAUCAUCGAAUAGCAGCGUAAUAAAGAGUAUCCGCAUCCACGAUCGCGACAAUAAUUUUUCAUCUGUUUUUGGUAAUAAAAACAUUUGAAAUCGA